Molecule: messenger RNA, 276 nt
Organism: Pisolithus orientalis
Lineage: Eukaryota; Fungi; Basidiomycota; Agaricomycetes; Boletales; Pisolithaceae
Exons: 1
Source: RefSeq, a predicted model, not a curated record
GACCUCAACAUUUAUGUCACACAUUACAGCCAAGCACAACUAUACAACCUUCUCCACAAGUAUCACUAUCACAUUGUCUGGCAGAACCACACCUGCUGUGAUGACUACUCCCCCUCCACCAUCCUCACCAUUACCACCUUUGGUAAUGGGCACAACCUCAUUGAUAUUGUCAUCUCAAGAACAUCCUCCACACUCUCCCCCAUCUUUCAAUUCCACUCAACAGCUGUUAUGAGCUUCUUCAGCACUAACUCCCUAUUCUGCACCUACCCCAGCCUC